Messenger RNA from Rotaria sordida, 837 nucleotides. Lineage: Eukaryota; Metazoa; Rotifera; Eurotatoria; Philodinida; Philodinidae. The record is from the annotation of a GenBank genome assembly.
AUGGCAACUAUUAUUCUUGGACCCAUUUUCAGCACAUCUUAUUAUUAUUUAAUUAACGUUGAUGCUACCUCUACAAGUGUAACAUCAUGUCGUUUAAUUAUUACUAUUAGCGUAGGAUUAAUAGAUUCAGUUGUAUAUGGUAUUGGUUUAUAUUUAUCAAUUCAAACAAUUAAUGAAUUUCAUAAUCAACAAAUAUUUUCUAGUAAAGAAAUAAUUCAUUAUCAUAAACAUUUUCAAUCAAUAAUAACACAUGAAAAACAUUUAUUACAAUCGAUUAAUCAAGUUACAGAUCUAUUAAUUGAAAAUCAAAUGAAUUUACAUGAUGUAAUGAAGGAUUUAAUUAUAGAUAAUCAGAAUCAUACAGAUUCAAUAUUAAUACAAAAUAUCAGAAAUAAAUUAGAAAUAUUGAAAUUUAUUGAAAAAGAUGGUUUAAUGACAAUAAAAGAAAAUAUUAAUGAAAGUCUUCAAUUAUUAAAAUUCAAUUUAUCAAUUAAUAAAAAUCAUCAACAAUUACAUGAAACUUAUUUCAAUGAUAUAGUAUUAUUAAAUUCUUAUCUAUUCAAUCGAAUUUAUUUAUUUAUUUUUACAUUUUCUUUUCUUCUAUAUAUUCAUCAAAUUUUAUUAUGGUUUUUUCAAUAUUUAACUUUAAACAAUCCUGAUAAAUAUUUUUCAUAUUCAUUUAUUCUAUCUAUUAUUAUUUUAAGUCAAUCAUUAGGAUUGAUUUAUUUUAUUGAAAUAACAAAAACAUUUAGUUAUCUUUCACUAUUAUAUAUUUAUGCAUGUAUUUUUUUUAUUCGAAGUUUUAUAACACUUGUCAGUAUUCUUUGGGCCUCAUAA